ACAUUUCACACCCAGCGACAACACCACAUGACAGCAGCAAUAGACACAGAGUUCAGCAUAGGCGACGAGUUCAUCGGCUUUGACGACCUCGCCUCGGAGGCAGGGCCGUCACGCAGCCAGAGCCCACCGAGUCAACCGGCGUCGAGCUCAGCGAAGGGCAAGGGAAGGGCCAACGACACCGACACGGACCGGUACGACUAUGACGAUAGCAGUGCAGCCGAGUCGAAGAGCGGAAAGAAGCGCAAAGGGAAGGGCAAGGAGGUCCCCCCGCGCAAGAAGGCAAAGGGCGAGAAUGGGCCGAUCACCGGACCACGUAACAAGAAGGAAGAGGACAUGGCCAAUAAUCGGCACGCGCCAUGGGCCGUCAACGUUGACUGGGAGCGCUGUGCGGACACGGCAGAAAUGCUCAACGACGAGGUCCGUGCGUUCUACGACCACAUGUCGCCGUCCCUCGAGGAGUACACUGUGCGGCGAGACCUGAUCGACUACCUCUCGGCGUUGAUUAGGUCAAACUUUCCUGGCGCCGAAGUUACGCCCUUUGGCAGCUGGCAGACGCAGCUGUACCUCCCAACGGGCGAUAUCGACCUGGUCGUGUACAACCCACAGCUGGAGAAUGCGCCUCGAAACAAGGUCGUCAACUUCCUCCACGCCCUCGCCGCCCUCAUGAAGAGAAGACUGGCCAACCAGGUCGUGGUCAUCGCCAAGGCCAAGGUCCCAAUCGUGAAAUUUGCGACUAGCGAUGGCGAGAUCAAUAUCGACAUUUCGGUCAACCAGACGAACGGAAUCUCGGCCGGCAAGAUCAUGCGGCACUACCUCGACGCGUUCCCUGGCUCGCGAGAGCUCAUCCUAGUCAUCAAGGCGUUCCUUCAGCAGCGGUCCAUGAACGAGGUCUUCUCUGGCGGACUGGGAAGCUAUUCGGUCAUCUGCUUGGUGUUAUCGUUCCUGCAACUCCACCCCAAGAUCAGAAGAUCAGAGAUCAACCCGCUCAACAACCUCGGCGUCUUGCUCAUGGAAUUCUUCGAGCUCUACGGCCGGAGCUUCAACUACAACGACGUGGGCAUCUCCCUCCGCAGAGGCGGGAGCUACUACUCGAAGCGCCAGCGUGGUUGGGCCAACUUCAACAACCAGCCUUGGCUGUUGUCGGUCGAGGACCCGCAGGACGUGGACAAUGACAUCUCCAGAACGUCGUUUGGCAUCCGCGAAGUCAAGCUUGUCCUCGCCGGUGCCUACGAUAUUCUUGGAGGCGUCUUGUCAGAACGCGCAGAGCAGCUCAAGAAGGGCCAGAUCGGCCACCUCCGCGCGAGCGAGCUGAGCAUCCUUGGCAGCAUCCUGGGCGAGCAUCCAAAGGCUGUCAAGUUCCGCACGCAUCUCAAGGCGAUGCACGCAGAGAGGAGGGUACAGCGGCUCAUCGGCAAGGACUUGGGCAGGCUACCCGACGACCUGCCAGACGUGCACCCUCCUCCCCCGAGGAGCCGGAGCGCCAAGGGGUCCAAGUCGUCCAAGGCGUUGCAGGCUCCACCCGAGCCCAAGCGCGCACGCAAGGCCCGCACGCCGUCGCCGGCCGGCAAAGACGAGUUCAACGCCAUCCUCGUCGACGACGACAGCGACCCCGAGCCCGGCGCGGUGUGGGAGAGCGAGUCGUCGGGCAGCGAGCGCGCCGCGCCGCGCAAGGGCAAGGCGAAGCCCAAGGCGCGUAAGGCUCGCAAGGCGCCCUCAGAGUCGGGCAGCGAGGAUGGCGAGAUCCUCGAGGAGCAGCCCAAGGCCAGAGGCCUCCAGAUCAAGGGGGUUGCGUCGCGCCUGAGUGUGAGCGAGGAUGAGGUGGACUUUGAGGCGCUCGCUGCGUCGCGGGCCGAGUCGCCAGAAGAGAGCAGGUACGACCUGGGCAAGGCGAACGGCAAGGCGUCCAAGGCGGGCUCGCGCGCCGGCUCGAAGGCACCUGCGUCCAAGGCCGCCUCGGUUAACGGGUCCAAGGCGGGGUCCAAGGCCGGUUCGGCUGCCGGGUCCAAGGCGCCGUCGCGCGCCGGGUCUGCCACGCCGGCCGUGCCGCCUUCGCCUGGCGCGUCGUCACGCAAGGUCAAGACGAGCGAGCGCAAGGCUUUCUGGGCUGCCAAGGCUGGGCAGGCGGUCGACGAGGAGGAAGAGGACUACGUCGUGCUCAGCGAUUAGAUGUUCGGUGGUUGUUUGUAGC
Vanrija pseudolonga is the source of this 2188-nucleotide messenger RNA. It is a transcript of the gene PAP2, whose product is annotated as Poly(A) RNA polymerase protein 2. The record is from RefSeq and is a predicted model, not a curated record. Gene Ontology annotation, molecular function: poly(A) RNA polymerase activity; mRNA binding. Gene Ontology annotation, cellular component: TRAMP complex; nucleolus. Gene Ontology annotation, biological process: RNA 3'-end processing. Lineage: Eukaryota; Fungi; Basidiomycota; Tremellomycetes; Trichosporonales; Trichosporonaceae. The transcript is spliced from 3 exons. The coding region runs from base 28 to 2166 and encodes 712 amino acids.